Puntigrus tetrazona (Sumatra barb) is the source of this 3112-nucleotide messenger RNA. Its product is annotated as cadherin-like protein 26. The record is from RefSeq and is a predicted model, not a curated record. The transcript is spliced from 17 exons. Gene Ontology annotation, cellular component: adherens junction; plasma membrane; catenin complex. Bases 55 to 2553 code for a protein of 832 amino acids. Gene Ontology annotation, molecular function: calcium ion binding; cadherin binding. NCBI's taxonomy places the organism in Eukaryota, Metazoa, Chordata, Actinopteri, Cypriniformes, Cyprinidae. Gene Ontology annotation, biological process: calcium-dependent cell-cell adhesion; multicellular organism development; adherens junction organization.
GAGUCUCAGUCUCAGUCGAGCUGGUGUGUGUGUGUGUGUGUGUGUGUGUGUGUGAUGAUCUGCUUCAGCAUGAGGACUCUUUCUGUCGGCUUUCUCCUGCUGCUGUCCAUCUGGAGCAUGUGUGUACGGGCUGACAGCGGGAAGAUACGACAGAAGCGUGCAUGGAUCAUUGAUUCGUUUACUAUCGAGGAAGAAUACACUGGUUCGUUACCAUAUAAAAUAGGCAAGGUUGAACUUGACAGGUCUUAUUUAGUAAAUUACAUAUUACACGGUCAAGGUGUGGAUCAAGAUCCAAUGAAUAUUCUCAGCAUUGACAAAUCAGGUUUUGUUUUAGUACAUGGAAGGCUGGACUAUGAAACCGGCCCUAAAAUCCUCCAUUCGACAUUUGAAGCAAGAAAUGAAUCCAAUAAUGAGCUGGAUACAAAACUUGGGCUUGAGAUCAAAAUACUGGACAUAAAUGACAACGCACCUACAUUUCAAAAGUCAAUCUAUGAAGUGACUGUGGACGAGUCACAUGAUCAAGGUAAAGAACUACUGACUGUACUGGCGUCUGAUCAGGAUGAUUCAAGUACAGACAACGGAACAUUUGUUUUCACAAUCAAGUCUGUCACACCAAAGACAGAUAAUGUUGAAUUUUAUAUUCAGCAGCAAAAAGAAUCUGGGACAAUUUAUUUUAAGGGUUGCUUGGACUAUGAGAAAGCUCAGAAAUAUACCAUCCUUCUUGAAGCAAAAGACAAAGGGGAAAAGAUACAGCUCUCAAGUACAAGUACACUGAUAAUCAAUAUUUCAGACAAUAACAACAAUCUUCCAGAGUUCUCUGGCAAAACAGGACCAGGGAAGGUCAAGGAGAGAGAAACUGGGGUUGAAGUUCUGCGACUGCAGGUAACAGACAAAGACGUCCGUGGUUCGAAAGCUUGGAAAGCCAAAUACACAAUCCAUGAAGAUAAAAAAAAAAUAUUCAAAAUAGAAACGGACCCCGUUACAAACGAAGGGAUUUUAACAGUUGUAAAGCAAACUGACUACGAGGAGCAAACAAAUCACAAUCUGUCCAUCAGUGUGCAGAAUGAAAUUCCUUAUUUUUCCUGCAAGAUUAAAAAUAAAGUACCAAAUGCCAUGUGGGUGCUCGACAAAAUACCCCAAAGCUCUGAGAUAAGUGCUGGAAACCUCUAUAACCGUAUUCCAGUGACCAUUUACGUAGAAGAUGUCAAUGACCCUCCAGUGUUUAUACCCCCUGUGAAACACGUCGUGGUAAUGGAGAACAUUGAUGUAGGAACAAGUCUUACAACCUUCACCGCUAAAGACAUGGAUGGAAGCCACGUAAACACAUUUAAAUUUGUUAAAGGUGAAGAUAUUGAUAAAUGGAUAACUAUUGAUGCAAAGACUGGAAAAGUAUCCACAAUUAAAAUUCUGGACAGAGAGUCACCAUUUGUGAAAAACGCCACCUAUACGGCAACCCUGUAUGCUGUGGAUGAAGGUGUCCCUCCGCUGACAGGCACUGGAACUCUAGUCAUUCACCUGAAUGAUCAAAAUGAUAACGUACCAAUAUUGGAAAAAAAUGUAGUCACUAUUUGUAUAGAUAAAGAACCCACACUGGUCAACAUCACAGCAGUAGACCUGGACUUUCCUCCAUAUGGAUCACCUUUCUACUAUGAGCUUUUAGGAGAUGUUAAGGACAAAUGGAGGGUUGAACCAGCUCAUGGCACAACAGUGAGUCUCGUUAAAGAAAAACAUGUUUAUUCAGGCCAUCACCUCCUCCAGAUCAAGAUAUCAGACCAGCAGGGACUGUACUCCAUCCAGAACCUGACGGUCACGGUGUGUGACUGCUCUUUAACUCCUAACUGUCACGUCAGGAUGGUCUCGCAUGCUCGGAUGGGGCCUGUUGCUGCCUGGAUGGUUAUUCUUGCGAUUCUGAUUCUUACAGCAAUGUGCUUAGUAAGUCUAGCAGUGCCUUGCAAGGAAGAGAAAAAAAUGAUUAUGAUGGAUGAUGGGCUCGGUCAUCUCAUCACAACAAAUACAGAAAAUCCAGGAACAGACUGCACGGUGUCUUCUAGCAAAGGUAUUCACAAAACCGACGUAAACGGUAUAAAGGCAACUAAAAAUGUCAAUUCAAGCCAGAAGGUCACAAAACAAACAGUGAUGUAUAAAGGACAGCAGGCUGUUUCACAGACUCCAUCAUCGCUCUACAAUGAGCAGAUGUUCAACCGCUCUACCUAUAGAAAUUCCACAAGACGUUCAUACAGAAAAAAUGUUCAGCAAUCGAGCGCCAGAUCAAGCGUUAGAAGCAAUUAUUCCUUCAAGAUCAAUGCAUCUUACCUGGGUGAAAACCUCGCCGGACUCAUUAACCAGAAAGUACUUGCUCUCCAAACCCGUGAUGAGGAACAUGGUAUUUACGAACCGCACUGUUACACAGAUGAAGGACAGCCUAUGGCCAGAGAUGAACUGGAUGCAAUAUCCAUUUCUGAGGAUGACUUUCAUCCAGACAUGCUUAAAAAUCUGGACAGCAGGUUCUGUCAGUUAGCAACAAUCUCCAGACCUGACCUGAUGAAGAGGUGACGGCUAUCUCAGAAAGUGUAGCCUAACUAUAAAUAUUUAGGACAAAAUGCAUCAGUUCUACAGUAUCAGCGAUGAUAAAUGAUGAUAACCACAGUUGCAUUUCCUGAAUGUAAAAAUACAGUGUUUGCGAAGCAACAAAGGAAUAGAAUUAAUAGCUUUAGGUGAACUCAGGUUUUUUGCUUUUAUUCUGUUUAUUCUGAUUCAGUAUUUUUUUUGUUCAUGCGGAAAAAUCCGAAGACAUUUAAUCCGAAAUAUGGUGUUGCAAUUAUUUGAUGAGUAAGAUUACAUGGGUGGAGGUUGAAAGUAACGUUUUUAGUUGCUGAUAAGCGUGUUUGAAGAGAAUGUCUAUCUUGACUUUGUCAUGCAAACCCCUGACAUAUCUAGGUCUGUUGUUCCCCUGGGCAGGAAACUGCUCUGUUCUUUCAGGUUUUAGGUUGUUUUAAGUGUUUUUAAUACUUUAUUGUAAAAAUGUGUAACUUUGAUCUAUUUUUGGAUUGUUUUAUUUGAACACUGAUGUAUGGGAAUCAAACUUUUAAUAAAACUCUACUGAAACAUUAAA